UUUUUUUAAUUAAAACAAAUACAAAGUUAUUUUGAUAGAUUUUGUUUUGUAUUCUUUAUACAUAAUUUGCUUUCUUAAUUUAUUUUUUUAAUAGUAUUUCAUAAUUAUAGAUAAUAAAUAUUACUAGAAAACAUAACCUAAAUAUAUAGCACUUUUAAUAUGAAUAAGAAAAAGUAAGUAAAAACCAGUGAUCCCGUUAUCAAGCAAUGGAGUAUUAUCUGCACAGUGAGGUGGAAUCGAAUCGGUAACUUUCCAUGGCUGUGCCUCGAUCCACUUCUUCCAAUAUAAUAUUUAGGUACAUCCUACAUUAACAAUUCAAAAAUGGCAUUCCGCGUUGAGUCCGAGAAAGAUUAUGGAUUUUUACUAAAAAGUUUAAUUGCCGGCGGGGUAGCUGGAAUGUGUUCCAAAACAACAGUAGCUCCACUAGAUAGGAUAAAAAUAUUAUUGCAAGCACAUAAUAAACAUUAUAAACACUUAGGUGUCCUUUCUGGAUUGAAAGAAAUAAUUCAACGUGAACGAUUUAUUGCUCUUUACAAAGGAAAUUGUGCUCAAAUGAUUAGAAUAUUUCCAUAUGCAGCAACACAAUUUACUACAUUUGAAUUAUAUAAAAAGUAUUUAGGUGACUUAUUUGGAACACAUACUCAUACAGAUAAGUUUCUGGCUGGAUCUGCUGCUGGUGUUACUGCAGUUACAUUAACAUAUCCACUUGAUGUCAUUAGAGCCAGACUUGCUUUUCAAGUUGCCGGAGAACAUAUUUAUGUAGGGAUUGUACAUGCGGGUAUCACAAUUUUUAAAAAAGAAGGUGGUAUUCGAGCAUUGUACAGAGGGUUUUGGCCAACUAUUAUUGGCAUGAUUCCAUAUGCAGGAUUUUCAUUCUAUUCAUUUGAAAAACUUAAAUAUUUAUGCAUGAAACAUGCACCAAAUUAUUUUUGUGAAAAAUAUGACAGAAAUACUGGUGGUUUAGUUUUAACGAUACCAGCAAGAUUAUUGUGUGGAGGUAUUGCUGGUGCUGUUGCUCAAAGUUUUUCUUAUCCAUUAGAUGUUACCAGAAGACGGAUGCAACUAGGUAUGAUGGAUCAUAAUACUCACAAAUGCAAUUCUAGCAUGUCACAGACUAUAAAAGCGAUAUAUGAAGAAAAUGGUAUUGCAAAAGGUCUGUAUCGUGGAAUGAGUAUCAAUUAUCUACGAGCUAUUCCUAUGGUAUCAGUUAGUUUUACAACAUACGAGAUCAUGAAACAAAUAUUACAUUUAGACACGGGACUAAAAUUCUAAUUUAAUUAAUCAGAACACGUAUUUGUAAUAUCAGUUCUUAUAUUUCUAUUAGUGAUAAAACGCAAUCAAUAUUAAUAUUUUUCUACAAUUACUGGGACAAAAAUAUUGUUUGAUUUUUACUUCGCAACAUAGAGGUGAUUCUUUCAAUCUAAUUUAUUAUCUGUACGUGAUAAAUUUAUGCAAGUAUGAUAUGCCACGAAUAUGUGAAAUAUAUGGAAAAUAUUUGCGAAGUAUACAGAGAAUAAAUAUUUAGGGUGGACCUACUAACGUGACCACCUGAAAUAUUUCACUUGUU
Bombus pascuorum is the source of this 1567-nucleotide messenger RNA. RefSeq names its product solute carrier family 25 member 16-like. Gene Ontology annotation, biological process: transmembrane transport. The record is from RefSeq and is a predicted model, not a curated record. The transcript has 7 exons. NCBI's taxonomy places the organism in Eukaryota, Metazoa, Arthropoda, Insecta, Hymenoptera, Apidae. Gene Ontology annotation, cellular component: mitochondrial inner membrane. The coding region runs from base 322 to 1272 and encodes 316 amino acids.